Molecule: messenger RNA, 7673 nt
Organism: Musa acuminata AAA Group (dessert banana)
Lineage: Eukaryota; Viridiplantae; Streptophyta; Magnoliopsida; Zingiberales; Musaceae
Exons: 4
Coding region: 284-2404 (706 amino acids)
Biological process (GO): protein phosphorylation; signal transduction
Cellular component (GO): cytoplasm
Molecular function (GO): ATP binding; protein kinase activity
Source: RefSeq, a predicted model, not a curated record
UCCCUUUUCGUUCCGUUCCUUUAAUUCGUUGUGUUGGGCUGCUCGUUUGCUCGCCUUUCGCAUUAUUUGCGCAACGCCUUUUGGUAAUCGAUUGAUUUAUGGCCCCGUCGCGACGCUGAUAGGGUUCGAUCUGCGGCGAUGGAGAUUGGGAUCCGGCGACUGCGUGAUAGGUCCGGGCGCGGCGGCGUCUUGGGGUCCGCUUCCUGGUCGUCCUCGAGUUCCCUCUAAUCGAGGGCUUGCGAGGGCUUCGAGGUCGGAUCGUUGAUCCCCGGCGCGGAGGAGAAUGGAGGAGGAGCGCAGCUCUUGGGUGCUGAGGGCGAAGUAUUCCCACACGCCGCACCACCGAACGAGCUCGGACCCUGAUGUGGUCCUGCUUCCGGAUCCCAAGGAAUCGAAUUCGGAUACCGCGUGUUUGCUCUCGGGCAGGUCCUCGGUCCGAUCUGGCUCUGAUCCCUCGCGGAGCCUGAAGAACUCGAGCGCGGAAUCGUCGGCGAAGAUAUCCGCAAACGGGUCGAGUUCCCAACCUGAUGAUGGCGAUCGAUUGGACUUGAAGAAGGCGGAGAACCGGAGCGCCAGGUGUUCUGAUUUCUCCUUCUAUCCGGAAGGAGUCCCAUCUCGUUCUAUCGUGGUUGCGACCUCGAAGUUUCCGGUUUCUCAUCAGAAAGCCGGGAGCUUGAAUUCUACGAUGGGCGCUGCUUCUUCUGGAAGGGUUAAACCAGAUGCCAACUCCCGCUCGAGUUCCCAACCUGAUGAUGGCGAUCGAUUGGACUUGAAGAAGGCGGAGAGCCGGAGCGCCAGGUGUUCUGAUUUCUCCUUCUAUCCGGAAGGAGUCCCAUCUCGUUCUAUCGUGGUUGCGACCUCGAAGUUUCCGGUUUCUCAUCAGAAAGCCGGGAGCUUGAAUUCUACGAUGGGCGCUGCUUCUUCUGGAAGGGUUAAACCAGAUGCCAACUCCCGCUCGAGUUCCCAACCUGAUGAUGGCGAUCGAUUGGACUUGAAGAAGGCUGAGAGCCGGAGCGCCAGGUGUUCUGAUUUCUCCUUCUAUCCGGAAGGAGUCCCAUCUCGAUCUAUCGUGGUUGCGACCUCGAAGUUUCCGGUUUCUCAUCAGAAAGCCGAGAGCUUGAAUUCUACGAUGGGCGCUGCUUCUUCUGGAAGGGUUAAACCAGAUGCCAACUCCCGUCACGAGCGGGAGUCGAAAUCCAAGCAAAGGUCAAUAUCACCUCUUCCAACCACCGUCCUCUCCGAGGUCUUUAAAGAAGCUCGUUCGAUCGGAAGGAGAUUCUCCACCCCGCCGCCUUCGAGGAAAAAGUGCGAUAAAGCUCGUGCGCAUCACGAGCUUGAUUGGAGAACAGCUUUGGAACUGAGGAAAGCCUUUGAUAAGUCGAGGCCCAGGAAGGGAACUUCUUGGGCGAGGUGCUUCGACCAUGGGGGAGGGAAGGUCACUGCCUUGGAGACGACCGAGAAAUGGAAUGCCGAUCUUUCCCAAUUGUACUUUGGGCUUAGGUUUGCCUGCGGUGCUCACAGUAGGCUAUACCACGGUGUCUUUAACGAUAAGCCUGUUGCUGUGAAGAUGAUUAGUCAACCCGAUGAUGACGAAAAUGGAGUGAUGGCUGCACGACUGGAGAAGCAGUUCACGAGAGAAGUGACAAUGUUAUCACAUCUCGAUCACCGCAAUGUGAUUAAGCUUGCAGGGGCUUAUAAACAGCCACCAGUCUUUUGUAUCAUCACUGAGUAUCUUUCUGGAGGCUCUUUAAGAGCAUUUCUGCACAAGCUUGACCACAAAUCUCUUCCUUUACAAAGAUUAAUUGCAAUUGCCUUAGAUAUCGCACGAGGAAUGGAAUAUGUUCAUUCACAAGGGGUUAUCCAUCGUGACCUGAAACCUGAGAACAUUCUAUUUGAUCAAGACUUCUGCAUUAAAAUUGUUGAUUUUGGAAUAGCAUGUGAGGAAGCAUAUUGUGACGCACUUACAGAGGACCCUGGAACUUAUCGCUGGAUGGCACCUGAGAUGAUCAAACAUAAGCCUUAUGGGCGGAAAGUUGAUGUUUACAGCUUUGGCUUACUUCUGUGGGAGAUGGUGACAGGGACAAUUCCAUAUGAGGAUAUGACACCAAUCCAAGCAGCUUUUGCAGUGGUUAAUAAGAACUUGAGGCCAAUCAUUCCUCUUGAUUGUCCUUCACCUCUUCACGCCCUCAUAGAGCAAUGCUGGGCAGUAGUUCCCGAUAAGAGGCUCGAAUUUUGGCAGAUUGUAAAGGUAUUGGAGCAGUUUCAAUCUGCUGUCACUCAGGAUGGAACAUUAAAUCAGCUUCAACACUUGACCUGCCAGGAUCACAAGAAACGGUUACUCGAUUGGAUCCAAAAGCUCAGAACUCCCUUGCAUGCAAAUAGCUCAAAACCCCGAUUGCCCUAACUUGUAUAACUUGUCUACCUGCGCGCUAUUGGAUUUUUGCUCCUCCAUUAUGGUGUUUUGUAGCUCAUCUAGUAACAGAGUAUACAUACACCAUGGUUGAUGUCAAAAUUUUCUCUCAUUUGCGGCUAAGCUUCUUUCAGCCUCUCCAAUGUGAUAGGACUCCUGCAUGCAUCCAUGUCCAUGAUAAACAGUCGAUGCCAAUGUCCAUAUUGUACUGUAGUAUGAGGAAAGUAUUAGUCUUACUAGGUCAAUUUUUUUUAUCUAAUUUAGAUUUGUUCAUCAGAUGUAUAAAAAUCUUGUUAUUCCCUCUUUUUCUAUUAGGAUCUUGAGAAUGCAUUGCGAAAUGGUCGACGCAGAUGUUUGCUACUGAUCUGUGUGUUACAUUUGGUUUUUACGAACCAAAUGCUGACAUCACCCCUGACCUGCCAGCGGGCUUCUGAAAAGAUGCUGACGUGGGUAAUACUUAUUAUGUCUUGUUGGUAAUACUUAUUAUUGUCUGGCUUAAUCACUAUAAACUUUACAAACUUUAAUUUUCUGAUAAUAAGUCUCCCAUUUCUUUAAACGAACAACACAUAUCUCAAUCGCGCUUCCCAUUUCUUUAAACCAAGUCAUCGUCUCCCCUGUAACCGCCUCCCUCCUCCAUCAUGAGUCUGUUGAUCUUGUCCUCCCUCUCUCCGUCGUCCUCUCUCUUCGAGGAACCCUUACUCGCCCAGUCCUUUCUCUCCCUCCCCCCUUCGAUCUCGUAUGGGGGGAGGUUCGGGUUCGGCCCCUCGUCGGUGGGCGACUCAAUGAUCGUGGUGAACACGCCGAGCCAGGAUCUGCUCCUCACCAACUUCGCCUACUGCUCCUCCACGGAUCUUGACAAGUACGCCGCACCCGGGUCCAAGAACGUCCUCGUCCUCGUCCUCGUUGGAUAUUCGGUUGUCCUCACCCUACUUUAUCCUUCUUCUUGUUCGUCUUUAUGAUUUGCAUUGCUAAAAUUACGGAUUGAACUUGUAUCCACCGUGUUCUUUUUGAGAUUAUCUUGGGAUCUUGUCACCAUGAAAUUUGACAACGCAAUCGGUCGCACUCUAAUUUUCAAGAUUUUUGGUUUCUUGGAUUAGGAAUGUUGAGUUGAUCUUCGUAUUAGCACCUUCUGUUCAUGACUCUUCCGACUUCUCAUCAAGAAUGACCGGAGAUCCGGUUGGUCGUACCUUAAUUUUCAAGAUUUCGAUUUCUUGAUUUUGUAAUGUUGAUUUGGUAACCGGAUGCUACUCUUACUCUGUUCAUGAUUCUUCCGGCUUAUCAUCAAGAAAGAUUGAGGAUACAGUUGGUGACACUUUUUGUGGGAAGCCCUCGCUUUUGUUCUUUCAGAUUUGUUCCUCCGGAUAAAUUUAAUCUGGCACUGCUCACUUUAGAGUUGGAUUUUGUUAAAGGAAAAGACUAAUAGAACUGAGCAAGGUUUUCUUGAAACUUUUGUGUUAAUUGUAUUUCAUGAUUGAAUGCUGAUAUCAUAAUCUACAAGUCUUGUUUAUGUUGUAGUUGGAUGCUGUACUUGUCUCUCAACUUCAGAAAAAAUUUAUUGACCAGUUAAUCAGCGUGAAGCUGCCAGCAGCAAAAUUUUCCAUCAUAAAGAGUUCAACUUUCAGAAGCUAGGAAUUGGAGGACUAACCGUUGGAUUCAUUGAAAUUUUUCGACGAGCAUUUGCUUCUCGAGUUUUUCCUCCCCAUGUUGUUGAUAAGUUAUUUUUGUGCAUACUUUUAAGUUAUCAACAUAAAAAAUGUCUAAGUCUUUAUUCCUUUCUGAUUGUUAUAUCCUCGAGAUUAGGUAUCAAGCAUGUGAAAUGAAUGUUGCUUUAUGGACCGCCAGAUGCGGAAGCUGUUGAAUGGCAAGGAGCUAAAGGUUUUUCACUUUGUGAUUAAACAAUAUGAUUCUACUUUCAAUUAAAGCUUUAGCUUAUAUGUUUACUUUGUGAUUAAACAAUAUGAUUCUAUUUUCAAUUAAUUGCUUUAGCUUAUAUGUUUAAGCAAAUUUAUGCAUUUCUUUUGAUUCUAUUGACAUUGUCAUCAUAAAUCUUAUGACUUGCCAUGCUUAAAUAGCUCUAUUGGUAUAGUCUUGUGCCAUCAUAAAUCUUAUGCUGCCUUAUGCUUAAAUAGUUGACGGUUUUCUUUUUAGGAAUCAAAUUUGUGUUUUCAACUUAUAUAUGAAAAUCAUAUAUCUUUAUCUGAUAAUAAUUAUGACUCUAAAUAAAAUACAUUAGCACUUCGAUUAAUCCGACAUUGAGUACUUAAUUAAGAUUAAUUUAUAAGGGUACAUUGGUUGUAUUAAUAUUAACUUUAGUUUGAACAUUUUUGUCAGUGAUUUAGGUCAAAUGAAAUUGAUAAAUUAGUUCGCUUAUCAAACUCGGGUCAUGAUAAUAUUUAGCUUAGUUUUUUAUAUUUUAGUUGGGUUAACUAUAGAUGGAUAUUGUUGUAGGUGCAAACUGAGUAUGAGUAUUCUUGAACUUUUUGUUAAUUGAUUAUGGUAUAGAUAUAAGGUAGAUCACUCAACAGUUAAUGUCUAAUUUAUAAUAUAGAUACAAGUUAGGUAUGGGUCAAACUAUGUUAGGAUUAUUUUUUAAAGAAAAUAACUGUAUUAAAAACUAACCAUGUGAGUACAAAAUACUUGUGAGGUCAUGGUAAUAGGGCAAGUCACCAUUCCAUGUACAAGAGACACCCUUAUUUCUUGCAACACAUACAAGAGAAUGUGCAUCCUUUUUACAUUCUUUGUACAAAAUGCCACAUAGAUAGCACGAUGCGAUAGAGCCUAUACGAUGCAAACACAUAGCGAAGCUCAUCGUAUUCACAGUCAUCAUAUUAAGAAGAAUCUUACGACCAAUAAUAGUAUGGUGGUAGUUGGUCACACUUCUCCGAACAGUAAUACGGUGAUCAAUCUUAUGAUCAGAGCAAUAAAUCAAUGGUGAAAAUAGAAGUUCUGACAUUAUCCAUGCUCCGUACCAGUACACGCUACAAUCAUCCUUGCUCUAGGAGCUGUCUCGGGCACAUGUGGUUUACAAUGAUUAGACUAUAAUCAUCACUACAUUGAUGUAUUAAUGAUAUAUGGUAUAUCAAUAUAUUAUAUCGUGGGAUCAUUUUUAGGAUUGAGUUUAAUAAACAUAUCAAAUUGAUAUACAAGUAUAUAAGAUCAAGAUCUCGAUCCAUUGUCCAUGUGGAGUUUCGUCAUUCUUUUUUUUUUAGAGUAAAAUUAGGUAUAUCCAACAGAGGUGUUAUUGAGGAAGAGGUUUCACGGCAUGCGGCAGUGGCUCUUGAGCAAGGAAGAGGUUUCUAUUUACUGUUUUUUUUUCUAUUUAUUUUUAUUUUCUUAGUUUGCAGGCAUUCACUAAAGUUUUUAUGUUUUACAUUAAAUAUUUUUUUAUCAGCCAUUAUAAAAAUCCCAGAACAAGUGCUUAAAUCUUUGGAAGCUGAUAGUUUCAGAUGAGUUGGGAAGUUUAGAUCAUAGCUGGCUUGUGCUUUGUGCUGCUUAUUGUGUUGGCGCAGAAGAUCUUGGUGACCUCUUUCUACAUUAGAAUUCUUCUUUUGAAAGGAGAAUUCAGUUUAUCAGCAAAUGCUUCCACUUGUUUAAUUGUUAUGAUGCAUCUAUUCUGGAACUGAUAUUUGAGAUAUAUUCCUGUAGUUUUAAGCAGACAUCAGUUAUUUGGGUAUUGAUUUAGUCAUCCUUUAUUUUAUUGAAUGGCAUCAUGGCCAGCGUGCAGUUUAGUACUUGAUUGGCACCUCUGCUCUCACCUGUUGUUUUGUCGAUCUGGAUGAUUGUUUCUUUUUUGUUUAACAUUAUUCUUGAUCUCAUGAAUCAAGUUGGUAGGCUCUCUCAAAAAAGUUGUUUCUAAGAUUGGCAAUAAUGCGGAGUUCUUGUGUCAUUACUCUUAUCUUCUAAUCAAAAUAGGAUACUUCAUCGGCUGUUUAGGAUUUUAAAUCCUCUCCUUGUCAUUGGAAAUUUUUCUAUCUUAUGUUGACGAUGAUAUAGUUAUUCUUCAACCAUUUGUGUUUACGGCCUCUAAGAAGAUGAUGUUUCAACUGCUUGUUUGUUUCCUUGUUCUUUAUUAUGUUGACAAUGAUAUAGUUAUUCUUCAACCAUUUGUGUUUACGGCCUCUACGAAGAUGAUGUUUCAACUGCUUGUUUGUUUCUUUGUUCUUUAUUAUGUUGACGAUGAUAUAGUUAUUUUUCAACCAUUUGUGUUUCUGGCCUCUAAGAAGAUGAUGUUUCAACUGCUUGUUUAUUUCCUUGUUCUUUAUUAUGUUGACAAUGAUAUAGUUAUUCUUCAACCAUUUGUGUUUACGGCCUCUACGAAGAUGAUGUUUCAACUGCUUGUUUGUUUCCUUGUUCUUUAUUAUGUUGACGAUGAUAUAGUUAUUCUUCAACCAUUUGUGUUUCCGGCCUCUAAGAAGAUGAUGUUUCAACUGCUUGUUUAUUUUCUUGUUCUUUAUUAAUGAAUGUAAGUAAUAUUUACCUCAUGUAGGCCUUUCAAAUAGGGAGUGAGAUAUCAGCAUCGACUGCAAAGCUUCUUUGAUGCUGUCCCAUCUUCAUCAUCACUACAGUAAGAUGACUUGGAUGAGGCCUCCAAAGGAGGGGUGAAGUCGACGAUACGAACGAUGUUGGAUAGGCCUUGGAAGGAAGGGUAUGUGUCUUGGUACUUGAGGAGGUCGGUGGCAACCAUCGAACUCAGAGUCCUAAGCAUAAAUUCUUCCCUUUGAGACCUCAUCCAACAUCGCUCAAUAGCCGAAUGCUCAUGGACACCCUCUUUCGUGAAUCAGGAAGAACAUAUUUUUGCAACCCAAAGCAGAAGUUAAAUAGACAAAAGUCGUUCUACUGAAUCACUACUAUUACGUGAUCAAACAUGCAUGAUUCAUGCAUCGCAAGAAUACGAAGUUUCAGUUCAUGAAUCGUGCAUGUUUGUUCACGUAACAGUAGUGAUUCGGUUGAAAGGAGCAGUAGUUAUCACCUGAAACCAAAUUAAUACUAAUAAUUCUUUAUUUAUUAUGAUAACAGUACAAAUGUAGACAAGGCAGACACAACCCUAUCCCAUCUGAUAUCAUGACACACUGAUAAACGAUUAGCCAUUGCAAGCCCCAAGUUAUUUACUCGAACAUAAAUCCACUCUUUAUAUAUUGUCAUUACUAGCUAAGAAGCUGUCACUAGCCACAUUGGCAGUCAACACAGGCGCAGGAAGGACCACACUUGCAGUCUCCCUCCGUCUCGGCAGCUGCUGGGGCAUCGACUACAGCAUCCAAGUAGC